AUGAUUAGACUAAGGACUGAAUCAGUAAGAGAAUUGAGCAAAGAUGCGUUUAGGACACUUGAUAUAGCUUCAGCUUUGGGGCACAUAGAGAUAGUGAAAGAAAUAAUGUUGAGGAGUACUGGUACCGCAAGGAAGCAAGUAUGCGGUUUGAAGGGAGAGGGAAGGACGGCCAUUCACUAUGCUGCUAUCAAUGGUAAAGUUGAGGUCAUGGAUGAACUGUUUAUUGCUUCGGCUGAAUCUUUUGGAGAAACUGCACUUCAUCUAGCUGUAAAGUACCGGUUUGAAGCCUUUAAAAAGUUUAUAGAAUGGAUGGAAUUUCUUGGUUUGGAAGAGCUUGUGAAUUGUGGUGAUGAAGAUGGGUAUACAGUCGUCCACCUUGCAAAUGUUCAGCUACUGCUUAGUUGUAAUAGCAAAAUUGCCCAGAAAUUGGAAAGAAUUCAACUGAUUUCCGUCUUCGACAAAUCGUUCAUCAGCAAUGCUGGAGCUGCAAACGCACAGCUGCAGCAUGUUGCAAUAAAUGUUGCUAACAAUCAGGAACAUGGUCCAAUCCAGCCUAGUCCCUCAUUUCAAAUGGAUCCAGAUGUUGUAGAAGAUGAAAAGAAGCAGGACGGGAUCAAAUAUUUACGGUUUCAGACCCAAAGAGACUCACCUAGUGAUACAAUGUUUUUGCCGGUGGUGGCUGCUCUAAUUGCAGCUGUCACCUUCCACGCAGGAGUUAAAAUUAGAACUGAGAUGGCUGCGUCAGAGAUGUUCUUGUUAGGGGAUUCAUUGGGUCUUUCUGCUUCGGUUCCUUCCACCACCUUUCCAAAUAUCGGUGAUGUGAAAUGGUAA
Ziziphus jujuba (common jujube) is the source of this 831-nucleotide messenger RNA. RefSeq lists its product as uncharacterized. The record is from RefSeq and is a predicted model, not a curated record. Gene Ontology annotation, cellular component: plasma membrane. The coding region runs from base 1 to 831 and encodes 276 amino acids. Gene Ontology annotation, molecular function: protein phosphatase regulator activity; protein phosphatase 1 binding. The transcript is spliced from 6 exons. Lineage: Eukaryota; Viridiplantae; Streptophyta; Magnoliopsida; Rosales; Rhamnaceae.